Messenger RNA from Anopheles moucheti, 494 nucleotides. It is a transcript of the gene baf, whose product is annotated as barrier-to-autointegration factor. NCBI's taxonomy places the organism in Eukaryota, Metazoa, Arthropoda, Insecta, Diptera, Culicidae. Gene Ontology annotation, molecular function: DNA binding. The transcript has 2 exons. The record is from RefSeq and is a predicted model, not a curated record. The coding region runs from base 157 to 429 and encodes 90 amino acids.
CUGUCAAGCAGCUCAUAUCACGCACAAAAAAAAACAACGCGGAAGCGGUCAAACGCAAAACACAAGCUCUCCAAGCAAACGGAAGGUAUUUACUAGAAUUGCUACAAUUGUGGCGCUUGAUUUGUGUUUCCACCCUCGCAUCUUCAUCGCAUCGACAUGUCGAGUACAUCGCAAAAGCAUAGAAAUUUCGUAGCGGAACCGAUGGGCGAGAAACCCGUCACAGACCUUGCCGGUGUGGGCGAUGUGUUGGGCAAGCGGUUGGAAGCGGCAGGCUUCGAUCGGGCGUACACGGUUCUCGGGCAGUAUCUAAUCCUAAAGAAAGACGCUGAGCUUUUCAAGGAGUGGAUGAAGGACACCUGCGGAGCAAACUCGAAACAGGCGGCCGAUUGUUACCAGUGCUUGAGCGAUUGGUGUGACGAAUUCCUGUAAAUUGCAAUCAAUCAGUUGCAUUUAAGCGCAUUUUGACAAACGGAUAGCAACGCAGAACGACAGGA